CUCCCGCCGACUUUGAACUUUGAGCCUCUCGUAGUCCCGAUGACCGGUUUAUGACUCUCGGGGCUGCGGGCUUUGUGGGCGGGUUCCGUCGGGACGCAUCAGCACGGUGUGAGGUCCACGGUUCUGAGCGACAGGUUUAUUGUUCUGUCCAGAGAUUGAAAUGGCUUCCAGAGGAAAGACGGAGACAAGCAAAUUAAAGCAGAACUUGGAAGAACAGCUGGACCGACUGAUGCAGCAGUUGCAGGAUCUGGAGGAGUGCAGGGAGGAGCUUGACACAGAUGAAUAUGAGGAAACCAAAAAGGAAACUCUGGAGCAGCUAAGUGAAUUUAAUGAUUCACUGAAGAAAAUUAUGUCUGGAAACAUGACUUUGGUUGAUGAACUAAGCGGGAUGCAGCUGGCUAUUCAGGCGGCCAUCAGCCAGGCCUUCAAAACUCCAGAGGUCAUCAGAUUGUUUGCAAAGAAACAGCCGGGUCAGCUUCGGACGAGGUUAGCAGAGAUGGACAGAGAUCUGAUGGUGGGAAAACUGGAGAGAGACCUGUAUACGCAACAGAAAGUGGAGAUCCUGACCGCUCUCAGGAAACUCGGAGAGAAGCUCACUGCCGAGGACGAGGCCUUCUUGUCAGCCAACGCAAGCGCGCUGCUCAGCCAGUUUGAGAGAGUCUCUGCGGACCUGGGAUCUGGAGAUAAAGUCCUUGCUUUGGCAAGUUUUGAAGUUGAAAAAAACAAAAAGUGACCAGCACGGAAGCCCGUGACAUUCUUCCGUCUCACUCUGUUUUCUUCCUGAGAAUAUUGAGUCAUUGAAAGCAAUAGAUUCCCAGCGUGCAUUAAUAGCCUAGGAAAGCGUGACAUAAAAACACCCUUUGACCUCUG
Messenger RNA from Ochotona princeps (American pika), 870 nucleotides. It is a transcript of the gene LZIC, whose product is annotated as leucine zipper and CTNNBIP1 domain containing. Gene Ontology annotation, cellular component: beta-catenin destruction complex; nucleus; cytosol. Gene Ontology annotation, molecular function: beta-catenin binding. The coding region runs from base 161 to 733 and encodes 190 amino acids. The transcript is spliced from 7 exons. The record is from RefSeq and is a predicted model, not a curated record. Gene Ontology annotation, biological process: negative regulation of Wnt signaling pathway. Lineage: Eukaryota; Metazoa; Chordata; Mammalia; Lagomorpha; Ochotonidae.